CUAGAAGUUGUAGAGAGUGUAGGAGGGAGGCUCUGGCAGAGUUGGUGCUUGCGGGCGCGAGUUAAAGAGUUGGUGCUGAUAGACGGGGUUGGUGUAAAGUGGAUGGAAGCCCGGGGCGGCAGGGCGGGGAGUAAGGCCGGAAUACUUUUUUUUUUUUCCCCUCUGUUUCUUUUGAACAUUAUUUAUUAUUGUUUUCAUUACCAUCGUUGUCGGCUUGCGUCUGCUAUUUUUCCCUGUUUAGUUUUUUGGAUUAGCGGGAGCGUUGUUGCAUGCAUGCGUGUAUGGGAGCGCACGCUGGUGGGGCGGAGGUGGUGGUAUGUACGCCGCGGCGUGGGUUACAUCUCUCUGUUGUGUGUUUGCGUGGGUGGGCGGCUGUGUCUGUUUGCCUGGGCGUAUAUCAAUAGUAGCGUGCGGGAGCGGCGGUACCUAGUGAUGGUGGUGGCGGCGGCUUUUUCGUCAUUUGUAUGAGCGACCGAGCAAGGCAAGGAAGCGAGCGAAUAAGUGUGUGAGGGAGACUUAGUGGAGGAGGGGGGCUGGGGAAUGAAUAGACAGACACUCUCGUCGAUGCAU
Messenger RNA from Aplosporella prunicola CBS 121167, 570 nucleotides. RefSeq lists its product as uncharacterized. Bases 103 to 468 code for a protein of 121 amino acids. NCBI's taxonomy places the organism in Eukaryota, Fungi, Ascomycota, Dothideomycetes, Botryosphaeriales, Aplosporellaceae. The record is from RefSeq and is a predicted model, not a curated record. The transcript has a single exon.